Molecule: messenger RNA, 1290 nt
Organism: Bradysia coprophila
Lineage: Eukaryota; Metazoa; Arthropoda; Insecta; Diptera; Sciaridae
Product: guanine nucleotide-binding protein subunit beta-like protein 1
Molecular function (GO): protein binding
Source: RefSeq, a predicted model, not a curated record
UCAACAGCUGUUCUGUGCUUGCGUGUUUAUUUGAUCAAAAUAUUAUUUUUUUGGUGUCGUAGCUUGUUUCCUUUUGUGUUCCCAUUUUGAUUUAAGUCAUUUUUAUUCGGUAAAAACCGCAGCAAAUCCAUAAUGGCAGUCCUACCGCCAGAUCCAGUAUUUAAUUUACGAAACAUCGAAAUGGGUCCGGUGAACUGUGUCUGCUUUCACCAAGCACAGCGUCUGUUUUGUGGAACAGCAAAGGGAGCUGUUUAUCUUUGGGAUCUGCAGACGAAUCGUUCACCAUUACACUUCACCGUUGGUUCAUCGACCGCACCGGUAAAUUCCAUUUCACAUCUACCUGAAACGUUAUUCACCCAACAGAAAGGUGGAAUUGUCAAGGCGUGGCAGAUAACUGGUUCUGGCUACGUACUGGCCACGACCAUUGACACAAAGCACAUCGGCUACUGUCGAUUCAACUUCCAUCUCGAAGACAAUCUAAUGAUUUGUCCGAAGGACGAAAACUCCAUUGGCAUUUACAAUACCGACAAUUUUAGUUUACAAACAACGCUAUUGGGUGCCGAUGCCGGCCUCAAAUUGGGACAGAUUAUGUGUUUCAAGCAUAUCGAAAUGUCGGGACAGCGAUACAUUCUGGCUGCGUACGAAUCCGGUGACUUUUUGACGUGGGACCUGCGAACCGGUAAAGUACUGCACAACAUUACACUGGAAGAGUGCCCGAUGGCUCUCGAUUUCGAUCCAAUAUCGAAUCGUGGCAUUUAUGGUGGGCCACACGAUCAGUUGGGAGUGUUUUCGUAUUCGCGGAAUACGAGCGAGUUGAUUAAACGGGGCGUCAUUGGACUGAAGAACAAUGGCAUCAAUUGCGUCAGCAUUCGAAAAGACCAAAAAGUAUUCUGUUCGGGUGGAUGGGACGGCAGAAUUCGAAUUUUUUCCUGGAAAAGUCUGAGGCCGUUGGCCGUUUUAACUGAACAUAAGGCUGCUGUCGUAGACAUUUCUUACUCAAAUGACAAGGUACAGUUGUGGAAUGCCCCGAUAAUGGCUGCGUCCGGAUUGGAUGGACAAAUAUCGUUGUGGAAUUUGUACAAUUAAAAGACUGAUGAUUCGACUGUUUUGAUCAAGUGAAACUAUUGAUAAAUGAUGAUGAACCAUCACAAGCAUUGCAUCGGGAGUGAGUGCUCGAAAUUACGGCACAAUUUUUGAAGUGCAGCUUCUUCAUUUUGUUUGUUAUAUAAAUUUUGUUACGGACGCUGAGGUACCUUCAAAAUGUUUAUUGAAUAAAAUUGUUUAUAAAAA